AUGGCGUCUUGGCGCUGUAAUCACCGUGCAAGAACUGCGCCGUGGCCAACGCAGCGGCCAAUAUGGACGAAACAGCCGGCUUUGUCCACCGCCAUUCUAUUCGUUCGUUGGCACAAUGUACUUCCAAGUUCUAAUGCUGGUCUUCUAGCAUCAUCAUCAUUUGGUCUCUUGUGUUACGGCUUCAGAGCACAGUUACACAUUGAACGCAGAUAUGAGAAGAUUUCAUAUCAAACUCCAAAGAUUAAAUCGUCCCCCUUGAACAGCAGCCGAUUCCCGAGACACAUCGGCCGGGAUGAGACAAACAAGGCCUGCAAACCACGCCGGAUCAUCUCCGUCUCUCACCCACAAUCACACUCACACUCAAAUGCAACUCCCGAAAGCGAUAAGAACCUUCCAACGACACUUGCAUUCCACAAAUCAGCAUACACAAGUUAUCUGCCGUCCAUGUCGCGUGCGCAGUUUGUCAAUGCAGCUUCAGCCCAAGAACCCCACGCCGCGUCUCCAAGGGUCGUCUCCCGCUUCCCCCUUCUUGUUCUUGACACUCCGCGUAUAUUAUACGUGUACGAAUGCACACAGUAA
This is a messenger RNA of Trichoderma gamsii, 579 nucleotides long. RefSeq lists its product as hypothetical. The transcript has 2 exons. Bases 1 to 579 code for a protein of 192 amino acids. NCBI's taxonomy places the organism in Eukaryota, Fungi, Ascomycota, Sordariomycetes, Hypocreales, Hypocreaceae. The record is from RefSeq and is a predicted model, not a curated record.